ACGAAUGCUGAAGAGUCCGAGAAAGAAGAGUGCGACGCCAUCACGUCCGCCGCGGAGGAAUGGAUCGAGGCAGACCAGUGUAAAGAGGGAGCCACCGGAGAUCGACUUAACUGCAAUAAGACCCCCCAGCCCAACAGAGGACCCGCUUCUAUUGAGUGCAAGACGUUUGACGUCAACGUCAAGGUCUAGAUUGACCCCUGUCUUCUCAAGCUCUUCACCGUGUAGGCAUUCCAAUGUUCACGACACCCAGUCGGGGGAAUGGACAGAUACCGAAUCAGAAGGCGAGGGAGAGUUCACAGGGCGUUUCAAGAUGUUUCAGGUGCCCACGAAAGCGGACCCGCCGACGAGUGGGACAAAGGCGCGCAUGGAGGAGUGGGGUCGGCCAGUCAGCCCAUUUCCGUACGAGGCACGACUAGACAGGAGCUUGCCUGAUCCAGAGGAUAUGGAAGUUGCAGAUAGUGAGAAUGAGGUCAUGGAAGAAAAUAUCUUGGAUGCAUUGGAUUUUGAGAGCGUGUUUGAGGACAUUGUGGAGGUGCCACCUGCGUCAGACGAUCUAUCCAGCGAUUCACCAACCAGUGAUCAUAUCAGGGUAGAAGAGAGUGAAGAUUCAGAUGUGGACGUUGAAAGCAACGUAGUACGCAUCACGGGUAGCGAUCCAAAGGCUGCAGCGAGAGCCGCCGCGAUUUUGAAAUUACAUGACUACGAUUGUGUACUGGCUUCUUCCAAGCGCGGUGCUGCCCGCAAGUCGCGCACAACCUUCCUUGGUGCAGGCGUUGGGAAACACCGCAGCUCGAUACAGAGCCGGCGUGCGAUCCACAGGGGAGAUUCGACGCCGUGGUGCGAUGUCGAAGAUAUCAUGCAGGACAUCACCUUCAUCGAGCAACAUACACCUAUAAAACUGCCCCCUCGGAUCAGUAUUGGACACACUGGAAAGCGAGUGUCUCGUCCUUCGAGUGUAACAUGUGCCCAACCUUCGUAUAGACCCAAGGCGGGCGAGUGGAGGCGUGAAGACUGGAGGCUUUUGGAUAAAUGUUUUUUUGAGGAGUGCUAUCUCAACGGAGUUAUCAUUGCGCCGAAGGAGGUUAACAGGGAGGCGGUGGUGAUGCGAUUUCAAUGUCUCGCUGGAGGUCCCGAUGUUGUAAUGGGGCUGGGCCCCCCCUGGAGUUGGGAGAACUUGCUAGCGAGAGUAGACGUGCUCAUCAAAAAGCGGGCUGCACGAACCGAUCUGUCAACACUAUCUUUUACCAGCUUCGCAUCCCCAGAUGUAUCCACGCUGGCGAAUUUCACCUCUACGCCGGUUUCCCACUCGCCACGGUACCGUGACCUCUUCGACAAAGCCAGUGCCAUUGACGCAAUGAAUGUUCCCAUAUAUACAUCAUCUUACGCAGCUAGGUCUCAACCGACCAUUGUACCACCAAAUCAUCUAGCGGAAAAAACAGGUUUCUUUUCCAGGCUUCCAACAUGGGCAUCAUUUCUUUCUCCCGGUGUACAUAUUAAACCUGACGAUCACCCCGACUGCCCUCCCUUACCUCCUCCGCCCACAGAUAUCAUAGACCGUCGCAAGCCCAUCAUGACACCAGCGCGAAAAAUUUUGGAGCAGCAUAAACCGCACAAGGAUUUUGUAAAUCUUCGCCAUACUUCACCUCUACAAAAGCGCGCACAGCUGCGCAGGAACAAGCCAAAGCGUCUCGUGGAGCUCCGUCACAUAUCGCCGGAGCCUGUGCAACGCGUACUCGUAGGUGAUCGCGAGGCGAGACGGAGUAGCAGUGGUAGCGUCAAGGAUCUGAUCCAAUGUUUUGAGGGGACGAAUGAUCUUGCUGGUGAAGGAGGUUCUAUACAGAUCUCUCCAGGUGCUGUACAAAGCAGGCUUCCUUGGAAACCAUAACUAUGCAUUUAGACCGGAAUAUUAGGAUAAUCAACUUUGUAAUUGGGCAUUAGAAUACACAGCAAGAACAAAUGUUUGAACGACGAAAGUCGCUGAUGUACGACAAAAC
This is a messenger RNA of Suillus subaureus, 1994 nucleotides long. RefSeq lists its product as uncharacterized. Lineage: Eukaryota; Fungi; Basidiomycota; Agaricomycetes; Boletales; Suillaceae. Bases 5 to 1885 code for a protein of 626 amino acids. The transcript is spliced from 4 exons. The record is from RefSeq and is a predicted model, not a curated record.